Molecule: messenger RNA, 1783 nt
Organism: Dracunculus medinensis (Guinea worm)
Lineage: Eukaryota; Metazoa; Nematoda; Chromadorea; Rhabditida; Dracunculidae
Source: the annotation of a GenBank genome assembly
UUUUCAUUUAGUUUUCAUUCAUGUUGAUGAAAAAAUCUUUCUCUUUGCGGAUAAACAACGUACUAUUAUCGGUGGAUUCAAUGAAGAAAGUUGCAAACCGCUGACACCAAUUAAUGAUAUGGCUUGUGAAUGGGAAAUUCCUUGGGCUGAUUGGGAUGCUUUUUAUAAGCCACUAAAAUCGCUGUUAGGUCGUUUUCGAUCACUUGGAGAAUUACCUUGUGGUGAUCUUAUUUGCGGUGGGGAAUCAUAUACUCCAGAUAAAAAUCCUGUCAUUGGCGAAAUCGCUGAGGUUCGUGGAUACUAUGUUGCGAGUGGAUUCAAUGGGCAGGGACUCUCCUUGGCCGGUGGUGUUGGUGAAGUUAUCACAGACUUAAUUUGUAAUGAAGCACCAAGAGUUGAUAUAUCAGAAGUAGAAGUUACUCGGUUCAUAGAUCUGCUCGCAAAUCCACAGUAUCUUAUGGAACGGGUACCGGAAGUUGCUGGGAGACUUUUUGUAAAUCUUGAAUAUCACCAAUAUCGAACUGCGCGCAAUCUUCGCAUGUCGCCUGUACAUCGCAGUUUAAGAAUGGCUGGAGGUGUUUUUAGUGAAAUUUUGGGAUAUGAAAGAGCUCUUUGGUUCACAGGCAGCACAGAAGAUCAAAAUUUAAAAAAGUUACGGAAUCGUGAAGGCUUAUUCAGUGGUCAUCUACAGUUGGCAGGACAUUCUGAAUGGUUCGUUCAAGUAGGUCGAGAAUAUGAAGCAUGUAGAGAACGCGUUGGUUUGAUUGAUUUGACAAGCUUCUCAAAAUUCGAUAUUAAAGGACCAGAUUGUGUAGACUUGUUGCAAAAGCUUUGUUCGUGGAACAUCGACCAACCGAUAGGAACAACGAUGUACACUGGAAUGCAAAAUGAAAAUGGCGGUUACGUAACGGAUUGUACUAUAAGUCGAUUAGGCCCACAACAUUUUUUUAUUAUUGCUCCUACUGUCCAGCAAUUACGUUUCAUCCUUUGGGUGGAUAAAUGGGCAAAAAAUUGGCAAAGUCGUGUAAGUAUAAAUGAUGUCACUGGUUUGUAUACUGCAUUAGACAUUGUGGGGCCAGCUUCUCGUAAUCUUAUGCAAGAUUUAACAAAACAAUCAAUGACUUCAUCUGAUUUUCCAACUUUUGCCAACAAAGUAUUGAACAUUGGCAUCGCAGCUGGCAUAAGAGUUAUCAGUGUUUCUCAUUGUGGCGAACUUGGAUAUGUAUUGUAUAUACCUAACGAGGUUGCCCAAAAUGUAUAUGAACGUAUCAUACAUGAUGGUCGCAGAUUUGGUUUACUCCAUGUUGGGUAUUAUGCACUAAAACAACUUCGAAUAGAAAAAUUUUACGUACAUUGGGGUACGGAUGUUAAUUCAUUGGUUACACCUUUUGAAUGUGGUCGCAGUUUUCGAGUCGAUUUCACAAAAGAUUUCAUCGGUAAAGCUGCUCUGUUAAAACAAAAGAAAAAUGGAGUGCAUAAAAAAUAUAUUCAACUCUUAGUCUAUAACCAUAAUUUAGCAGUGGAUCCCUGGCCACAGGGUGGUGAAGUCAUUUAUCGGGACGGCGAACCAGCUGGCCGUACUACAUCUGCUGCUUAUGGAUUCACUCUUGGUUGUCAGGUUUGUAUAGGAUAUAUCGCAAAUGAUAAUAUUUGCAUAACAGAUGAAUUUAUUCUUAAAGGAAAUUAUAAAAUUGAUAUUGCUGGGAAAAAAUUCCCUGUAAAAAUCAAUAUACGUUCGCCAUCUUUGCCGAUGAUAUCUUCUGAGCAUCCAACUUAUAUGUGA